This is a messenger RNA of Strongylocentrotus purpuratus (purple sea urchin), 621 nucleotides long. RefSeq names its product transmembrane protein 45A-like. The coding region runs from base 1 to 621 and encodes 206 amino acids. NCBI's taxonomy places the organism in Eukaryota, Metazoa, Echinodermata, Echinoidea, Camarodonta, Strongylocentrotidae. The transcript has a single exon. The record is from RefSeq and is a predicted model, not a curated record.
AUGGCGUACUCGGAACCGGUCCUGGUCCUUGUCGACAAGGACGGCCACUGGCAAAAUGACGUAGAAUGGGGGCACUGCUCCAUGUACUUAUAUUUUGGUCUCUAUGGAUUCGUCAAAAUCCUUGGGAGUACCUGUGUCCCUUCUGCAGCAAAAUUUGAACACGCUCUUGGUGCUUUGGCGUAUGCCGUGGAAGGGUUUCUUUUCUACUACCACACCCACGGUCGAAGCCCUCUCGAAAUCCACCUUCACAGCAUGCUCGUCUUCGCUAUCUUUGUGUGCUUUUUGACAGCAGCGGCGGAGGUCUGGUCCAGAGAAGAUACCUUAAUACGUCUCAUCCGGAUUCUUUUCACUCUAGUCCAGGGAACCUGGUUCUUUCACUUGGGUAUAGUGCUCUACAAACCUCCUUCAGGAGAACCUUGGGAUGGAGAGGACCAUCUCAACGUUAUGUUGACUACCGUCAUGUUCACAUGGCACAUCCUAAUCGGCAUGCUGGUUCUCUUUCUGGUCUACGGCAUCACCAAGCUGACGUUGAAGGCAUGUGGCUUCUCAUCAGUGAAGUACUCUCAGAUGAGCAAUGGUCGUUAUGAACUCGCGGAAACAGCUCAGAGUCUUGAUAGUUGA